AUUUUCAUUUGUUUUUCAAGAGACGACUUGGUCACUCCCAGAUUGCCUGAAGCACCAAAUCUCCGAACGCCAUUUCCACCAUGUCGGUAAAAACUGUGAAAGUCAGCGAUGUCUCUCUAGGAGCAACUGAGCGAGACAUCAAGGAGUUCUUUUCCUUUUCCGGUGAUAUUGAAUAUGUUGAAAUGCAGAGCAACGAUGAACGAUCUCAAAUUGCAUAUGUUACCUUCAAGGAUACACAGGGAGCAGAGACUGCUGUGCUUCUUUCGGGAGCAACAAUAGUUGAUUUGUCCGUCAUUAUUACUCUGGCUCCUGAUUACCAGCUUCCUCCUGCUGCUUUAGCACCUCCUUCAACUGAAAAUAAAGCUCCAGGUGGUGCUGAAUCUGUUUUGCGGAAGACAGAGGAUGUUGUUACCACCAUGCUUGCCAAGGGCUUCACAUUAGGCAAAGAUGCAGUCAACAAGGCAAAAACCUUUGAUGAGAAGCACCAGUUAACUUCAACAGCUUCAGCUAAGGUAGUAUCUUUGGAUAAAAAAAUUGGCCUCACUGAGAAAAUAACUGCCGGUACUACUGUCGUUGGUGACAAAGUCCGAGAAGUGGAUCAGAAAUUUCAGGUUUCUGAGAAAACCAAAUCAGCAUUUGCAGCUGCUGAACAAAAGGUCAGUAGUGCAGGAUCUGCCAUAAUGAACAACAGGUACGUGUUUACUGGGGCUGCAUGGGUAACAGGUGCUUUCAGUAAGGUUGCAAAGGCAGCAGGGGAUGUUGGCCAGAAGGCAAAAGAAAAGGUGGGGGUGGCUGAAGAGGAAAGGAAGCAAAAAGUGGUCGAUGACUUUGCUAAGGUUCAUCUCUCCGAGUCCCCUAAAAAGGAACCUGCACCACAAAGUGAACAGCUGCCUUCAAAGCCAGAACCUGCUCAAGGUUUGAUUCUCUGAUUAGCUACUUCUGUAAAUACCCAUGACUCUUUAUCUCUUGAUUACACACCGUGUUGUUCCAGUUUGGACAUGUUUGGACAUGGAUGAAUGUAAUACAGGGUUCCACCAAAUUACUAUAAUGCACUUUAUACUAUUAAACUAUUUGUUAUACU
This is a messenger RNA of Rubroshorea leprosula, 1081 nucleotides long. The record is from the annotation of a GenBank genome assembly. NCBI's taxonomy places the organism in Eukaryota, Viridiplantae, Streptophyta, Magnoliopsida, Malvales, Dipterocarpaceae.